Mauremys reevesii (Reeves's turtle) is the source of this 839-nucleotide messenger RNA. Its product is annotated as short-chain dehydrogenase srdF-like. Bases 304 to 762 code for a protein of 152 amino acids. NCBI's taxonomy places the organism in Eukaryota, Metazoa, Chordata, Testudines, Geoemydidae. The transcript is spliced from 6 exons. The record is from RefSeq and is a predicted model, not a curated record.
CCCACCAUCACUGCAGAAGGCUGCAGAGAAUCCUCUCUGAGGCACUUGGUUCACUCAUCCACAUACCACUUGUUGUGGGACAGCGGGGUUCUGGGAAUUGGCUUUUCCCAGCUCAGUCACCAGCACCUUCCUUGAGGGGGGGUCGUAGAGCUGGCAUUGAAGCAUCCAAACCUGGUGGUGCUGCAGCUGGAUGUCACAGAUCCAAACAGCAUAAAGGCAGCUGCGCAGAGAGUGGAGGAGCAUGUGCAAGGACAUGGACUGAAUCUCCUGAUAAACAACGCUGGCAUUGCACGGGUGACCACCAUGGAGAAUGAGAACGUUGAGACCAUGGCAAUUGUAUACCUAACUAACACAGUUGGGCCCCUGAUGGUGAGCCAGGAGUUCCUGCCAUUGCUGAAGAAGGCUGCCCAGCAGAGCACCCAGACAGGGCUGAGCUGCAGCAAGGCCGCCAUUCUCAACAUGUCCAGCAUAGCUGCUUCCAUAGAAGUAGUUCCACAGUGGGAAUUAUGGAAAAUACCCAGCUACCGCUGCAGCAAGGCUGCUCUGAACAUGGUCACCAGGUGCCAGUCCUUGGAGUACAAAGACUAUGGGAUUCUCUGCACUUCUAUCCACCCUGGCCAGGUGAAAACCAGAAUGGGAACAGAAAAGGCCCCACAGACCGUGGAGGAAACCACUCAAGCAAUCCUGAAGAUGCUUUCCACGUUCUCUGAGAAGGAGAAUGGUUCCUUCGUGGGCUGGGAUGGAAAAAUCUAUCCCUGGUGAGACAUGAGCUUGCCAGGUGUGAUUAGAUCAUAGAGGUGCCUGCAAUGUUACCUGUACCUGACACCCCAAUAAACAAC